Molecule: messenger RNA, 3894 nt
Organism: Selaginella moellendorffii
Lineage: Eukaryota; Viridiplantae; Streptophyta; Lycopodiopsida; Selaginellales; Selaginellaceae
Product: root phototropism protein 3
Exons: 8
Coding region: 480-2567 (695 amino acids)
Molecular function (GO): protein binding
Source: RefSeq, a predicted model, not a curated record
UUGCUCUAGUCCCAGGUAUGCUCGUUUUUUGGUAAUUCACAGCUACUAAAGGCCGCAUUUUUGUUGCCAUGUCAAACAACGAUCUUAAGAAUAACUUUCUGGACAAGCAUUGGGUCUAAUGCGUUCUGUAAAGAGUCAACAGAUGUUUACAAAGCAGGUCUUCGCUCCAGGAAUUCAAGAUCCAAAGUUAACCGAGGUGGAACUCAUUUUCCAGCUUUCGUGAACGCCUUCAAACGGCACAACGUUUUUUGUCAAGACAUCUUUCACCACAAAGCGGCGGUGGGUUCGGUUUCAUAGGUGCUUUUAGGUGGUGGUGGUCGUACCAUUGCCAGCAGGGCAUCACACGUGUAGUGGCACGUCACAGCUCACAUGGAUAGGCGCCUUGCUCCGAAGUUUAAGGCUUGUAGCGUGCUGAGCAGAAAGAGGGAGACCAUUUUGUGCUGUUGCGCUGGGCUGGUUCCGUUGGAUCUCAAAAAAGCAUGAAGAGAAGGGAAAAUGUUCCAAAACAACAGCAACAGCAGAGGAUAGGAGUGUACAAUGCUCGGAUCAGCGGCCGAGCGUGCAACAGGGUGCCGAGCAAUGCUGAAAAUGUCACUGAUGAGAAGAGCAACAAGUAUCUCAGCAUGAGCCCUCUGAAACUGGAUGAAGAAGCUGCGGUUCCUGCUGGUCACAACAGCUUCCAGAGGAAAGGCCAAGCUUGGUUCGUGGCGACAGAGCUUCAGAGCGACUUGGUUGUGGAGGUCGAUGAUCUCAAGUUUCAUCUUCACAAGUUUCCUCUACUUUCAAGGAGUGGUAGACUCAACCGGCUCGUGUUUGAGUCUCGUGAUACCGAGACUGACGAGAUUAAACUCGUAGGAGUCCCCGGCGGCCCCGAAGCAUUUGAAUUGGCAGCCAGAUUCUGCUAUGGCAUGCCAAUCGACCUUAACGCUUCCAACGUUGCAGCAUUGCGUUGUGCGGCGGAGUAUCUCGAGAUGGUAGAAGAGCUCGAAGAAGGCAAUCUCAUUGCGAAGACUGAGGCGUUUCUGGCACUGGUAGUUCUUGCUUCGUGGAAAGACACGCUCACGGUGCUGCUGAGUUGCGAGAAACUCCAUCCAUGGGCAGAGGACUUGCAGAUUGUGAGACGGUGCAGCGAGUCGAUUGCCUGGAAGGCAUGCACCGAUCCAAAGGGGCUGAACAAUUGGCCGACGAUCACUGGCGGCAAGAAAAACGUCGUCUGUCCUUCGAGCUAUAUUGCGAAAGACGGGCGCAAUUUGGCACUGAAGCAGGUUCCACAGGACUGGUGGUUCGAGGACGUCUCUAUGCUGUGCAUCGACCACUUCACUAAAGUUCUCACGGCGAUCAAGGCCAAAGGAAUGAAGUCGGAGCUUGUCGGAGCUGUGAUAAUGUGCUACGCUCUCAAGUGGAUCCCGACUCUAUCCAACACAUGCCACGAGUCCAGCAAAACAGGCCGUGCGGUUGCUACAAGUUCUCCAGCCAUAGUGACCAAGGAGGAUUUCACCUGGCUGCAAGCCAGGAGUAAGCUGGUAGUGGAGAGUAUGGUCGGCCUACUUCCCGGACAGAAGAACUCGGUCAGCUGCGGUUUUUUACUCCAGAUGCUCCGUAUAGCUAGCAUGCUAAACGCGAGUGGUCCUUGCAAAGUUGAGCUGGAGAAGAGGAUCGCCAUACAGCUCGAGCAAGCGACACUGGGUGACUUGCUCAUUCCUUCCGCUCCCCAUGUUUCCGACACACGGUAUGAUGUCGGCCUCGUUCAAAGGCUAGUGGAAUACUUUCUUGCACACGAGGAGGAAACCAGUCCGGAUCGGAGCCCCGAUGCCGAAACUCCGUCGAGCAUAGACAAGGCAAAGUUAAGUUUCGACAACAAGAGCUCCUCCAUCUCGGUUCUCAACGAGCAUUCGUCCGGGAGCAAGAUGAAGGUUGCCAAGCUGCUGGACAGCUACCUAGCGGAAGUUGCACACGAUCCUCAGCUGCCACUGACCAAGUUCCAAGCUCUCGCCGACGCUUUACCAGUUUACUCACGAGCCUGUCACGAUGGACUGUAUAGAGCUAUCGACAUGUACCUCAAGGCACAUCCGACAGCGACGGAACAGGAUCGCAAGAGGCUAUGCAGGAUUAUGGACUGUCAAAGGCUAUCUUCCGAGGCUCGCUUGCAUGCCUCCCAGAACGAACGUCUUCCUCUCAGGACAGUGGUUCAGGUACUCUUCAGUGAACACCUCAAGCUAAAGAACAUAUACGGGUAUGGCUCUUUCGGUGGUGGUGGUACGCAAGUCACUCCCCCCUACUCAGAAGCUACGUGGGAAACAGCGUCCCAAGACAUCAGGUCCCUGAAGAAAGACAUCGAAAAGAUCAAGGAGCAAUUCUUAGAGCUCCGGACUGGCUACAACCACAUCAAGCAGGACCUGCAGAAACUGCUCAAGCCAAGCAAGCGCAGCUCCGCGUCGUCGUCUUCGUGGGGCUGUGGGCUGAAAAGGUUGGGCUCGACGCUUGCCAGUCCCCGUUUCUUUCACUACAGUUCGAGAGAUGACGGGCCAUCAACUCCGGACAUUUUCAAAUCAAGACGUUGGAGGUAACUUUCAAGUUGCUUUUUUCCUUUCAUUUUGCUUUCGUUCCAGCGAAGUAGUUUUAGCUUAGGACGCUCCUUCUACACCCCGUAGAAACGGAGCUGGAGUUUGCAAGCAGCUAGAAGAGGACACUGCUUCGACAAGCCGACCAAUGAUUUGUAGCGGUUGGGUUGUGUUAUGGUGGCCGGGGUAUACAUCAGCCAGCCUGAGCAGAGGUCGGGUAGGAAAUUUACUUCGACAGGGCAGUGAAUCAGUGACUCUCAGUGAAUUAAAAAAUGGAGAGUUGGGGGGAACGGAGACAUGGCUGAAGCGACUGAAUGCGAUGUCUCAGCACGAACAUAGGACUGGCAACAGAUUGAUUGAGAGGGGCCUGGUUUUUCGUUUUGGAGGGAAAGAAGAUCAACCGAGACCGCCAUUACAGUGACACGAUAGCGAUGGUAAUCAGACGAAGAGACGGGCAGAACAGGAAGAACAGGAAUCGGGAGAGAGAAUGAGAUAUGGUUGCUUGGUUCCCAGGACAGGAGGAAGGAAAAGGAAGGUGUCGCUCGCCAGGAAUUUAUCAACAAUUACUCGUCGUCUGCCAGCACCACCGUCACCAGCCAGCAGCAGCAGCAGCCAUCGCUCGACUCGAGCAAAGCGAUAAAGCGUUUCGUGGUUCAAUUCAAACUCGGAAAGGUGGACUUUUGGUGAUACCUGGUGGUGCGGUCCAAGGCUCCAAAUUACAAUCCAAGGCUUCAAAGUCUUGAAAAGGAACCGACAGGUGGUGGCAGCAUCAUGCAUUGAGGAUGAUCCGCCAGUAUUAAUUGUGAUACGGUGGAAGCUUUUAUGGCCAAGGGAAAGGUAACAGAACUACGAUGCCUGCGAUGAGAUCUUCCUUUCCCGUAUUCAUCGUCGUUACGUACACGGCCGCCAGGUGCUCAGGACUUUGAUCGUACGCUGAGCAAAUGAAUUCCUCGAGCAUAACGCGACGUUUAACUUCCGGACGAGUGUAUGGAGAGGGAUGAAGUCCAUCGUGUUGCCUGUCAACAAGCUCCAGUCGUGAAACCAUGCGUAAGCUCCAGCUCCUCAAGUCGAGAACGUUGAGCUUCCAUCCACAACCGAUGGCCACCGCGCCUUCCUCAACUCUAGUCGAGGAGAAGCUUGAGAAAUUCUCAAGCUGGAUAGCCUUCUCCUCGAGCUUUGCUGCCGGUCAUGUUAUAAGAGCUAGUGCCCAUCUCGCAUAUAGAACGAGCGUCCUCCAUGGAGAUGAGUCUUUACCAUGUCUCUAGAGAUUCCGGCUAGAUUCCUUUUCUUUUUGUGUUGUCAAUAAUUUUAUAGAAAGAAAAAUUAUUUUAAA